Molecule: messenger RNA, 2145 nt
Organism: Sphenostylis stenocarpa
Lineage: Eukaryota; Viridiplantae; Streptophyta; Magnoliopsida; Fabales; Fabaceae
Source: the annotation of a GenBank genome assembly
AUGCAUUUAUUACCCUCUUCCUCCUCUACUGCACAAUCACUGGUUGCAUUUGUGGCUAUCACUCUUGUGCUGUGCCAACAAGCUUGCAGUGCCAAGCAUCGCCCAACUUGCCUUCCUUCCUCAUGCGGAAAAAUUCACAGUAUAAAAUAUCCAUUUCGACUGAAAGACGAUCCAAGCGGGUGCGGUCUCCCAAGGUACGAAUUAGAUUGCGUGAAUAACGUCACAGUGUUGACUCUGUUUUCAGGGAAAUAUCAUGUGCUCGACAUCGAUUACAAUAAGUACCAGAUCCGAUUGACUGAUGCCGGUGUUGCAGAGGACAGUGCUUGCUCCAUUCCUCGCUAUUUCUUAUACAAAGGAAAUUUUAGUUUUUUCAAUCUCAGGAAUAUUCCUGACUUAGUUUAUUUGGAUUUGUAUUCGGAAUUGGGGGAAAUGGACUCGUGGCCUCCAAGCAUAGGGUUCUUAAACUGUACUAAUCCAGUAACUGAUGAUGAUCCUCUAUAUGUUAAAGUGGAGGCCAGUGACUGUGAUUCCAGAGGUCAUAUGUAUGCUGUUGUGAUGAAUGAAAAUCGAUAUAGUCGCAUGGGAGACAUUAAGGUUGGGUGUCGUUUAAAGGUAGCAACCUUUGCAGACGCAGAAUGGACACACGCCAACCUUUCCUAUGCUGAUAUUCGUCAAUAUUUGGGAAACGGAUUUUUGUUAUCUUGGUUCGCACCAGUUAUUUGUAGGGAUCACUGCGGAAGUGGAGUCACGUGCUCUCUCAUUAACGAAACCACAGAACGAGUUGAGUGUGGAUACAAAGGGCACUGCCAUAUCUGGGAAUAUGAAUCCGAAAACUGCGGACUUCCAUUCAUAAUUCUUCAAUAUAUACGACUAAUUCCUGGCCAUACAGUAGGUUUUGUCUUUGACGCUAUAAUGGGAUUUGUUCAUAGAAUAAGUUAUGGCGAGAGCCACUGGGACAAGAAUGAAGUACAAUACUUUGCGACAUAUCCCGACAAAAGCGAGUGGGAUUACAAAGGAGAAAUUGUUGGAGAAAAUGUUCUGCCAAUAUUCGUAUCAGUAUUUGUGGGAACCAGAAUUCUAUUUGGAGUCACACUUUUGCUUGUCCUGUUUAUCUAUAGGUGGCGUCGAAGACAUCAUUCAGUGUAUGGAAAUAUUGAAAAUUUUCUGCUAGACAACAGUUUAAACCCCGUUAGGUACGAAUACAGUGAAGUCAAGAAAAUGACUAGAAAUUUCAAACAAAAAUUGGGUCAAGGUGGUUUUGGCUAUGUAUAUAAAGGAAAACUUCGAUGUGGAUCAGAUGUUGCAAUAAAGAUGUUGAAGAAAUCCAAAGUUAAUGGGCAAGAGUUUACGAGUGAAGUGGCUACCAUUGGUAGAAUACAUCAUGUGAAUGUUGUUCGUCUUAUUGGAUAUUGUGCUGAAGGAGAAAAACGUGCACUAGUAUACGAAUACAUGUCUAAUGGUUCUUUGGAUAAAUACAUUUUCUCUAAAGAAGGAAGUGUCCCUUUAAGCUAUGAGAAAACAUAUGAAAUAUCUCUUGGCAUAGCUCGUGGGAUUACCUAUCUUCAUCAAGACUGCGAUGUCCAAAUUCUACAUUUUGAUAUCAAGCCUCAUAACAUUCUUCUAGAUGAUAGUUUCAUUCCAAAGAUUUCAGAUUUCGGACUUGCAGAGUUAUAUAAUGUAAAGGAUAGAUCUGUUGUUUUAAGUGGAGUGAGAGGAACUCUAGGUUACAUGGCUCCUGAAUUGUUUUAUAAAAAUAUUGGUGGAGUGUCAUAUAAGGCAGAUGUCUAUAGUUAUGGAAUGCUUUUGAUGGAAAUGGGAAGUAGGAGGCGAAAUUCAAAUCCUCGUGCAGAGCAUUCAAGUCAACAUUAUUUCCCUUUUUGGAUCUAUGAUCAAUUUAAAGAAGAAAAGGAAAUUGACAUGAAAGAUGCGUCCGAAGAGGACAAGAUUCUACUGAAAAAAAUGUUCACAGUGGCACUUUGGUGUAUACAAUUAAAACCAGAUCAUCGUCCUUCGAUGAAAAAGGUUGUAAAGAUGCUGGAAGGAAAAGUUGAAAGUCUUGAAAUGCCUCCAAAGCCUGUUUUUUAUCCUGAUGAAAUAAUUGGAGAUGAUGGUGGAAUCAACUCUGACCAAAACAUCUUCGAGUGA